AGAGGAGGCCGAACUUCUAAGUGAAAAUAUCCAUAUAGAAAUUUAUCUAAAUAAAUAGAAAAAACUAUACAAUAUGAGAGUUCCAUUUGGCAAGAAACACGCUGAAAUCGCCACAUCCUUCGUUGGCUCAGCUGUCGGCUUUGGUGGUGCCGCCACAUUGGGUCUCUUGUACUUCACCGACUGGAAAUUGGUACUCCAAUAUGUUCCAUUCUAUGGUUCAAAAUUCGAGAAAUCCGAAUAAAUGUGUUCUUUUU
Musca vetustissima is the source of this 254-nucleotide messenger RNA. It is a transcript of the gene UQCR-6.4, whose product is annotated as cytochrome b-c1 complex subunit 10. The coding region runs from base 74 to 241 and encodes 55 amino acids. The record is from RefSeq and is a predicted model, not a curated record. Lineage: Eukaryota; Metazoa; Arthropoda; Insecta; Diptera; Muscidae. Gene Ontology annotation, biological process: mitochondrial electron transport, ubiquinol to cytochrome c. Gene Ontology annotation, cellular component: mitochondrial inner membrane. The transcript has 2 exons.